AUGUUUCAGCCUCAUCCUCGAGACAUGGUACAAAAAGUGGUCCAAGCUAAUAGGGAGCACCAAAAUGCUUUAAAGGUCUAUGCAGAAAGAAUAGAGGCGGAGCUCGAGGGUGUAUCGAAAUUACUGGCGGCUGCCGAAGUAUCAGAAAACGAGGAUGAAUUGGACAUCAACGCAGGCGGUACAGUAGUUAUUCCUGAGUCCGUGAAGGCAACAGGUCCUGUCUCCUCUAAUGACCUGCUCGCAGAGGGACGAUCACUCUUUUUCAAAGAAGCCAUGAAACGCGAACGUUAUAUGGAGUCCAUUGUGGUUCACCAAUGGAAACCUGCUGAAUUGGAUAUCCUUCGUGACUCUGUUCGGUCGGAGAAUCGUCGCAUUUACGCUGUUCAGGCUCAAAUGAGGUGCAUGUUUCUCUUAAAGUUGACGCUAUGGAAUGAUCCGACUAAUGGCAACAGAGGGCAACAAACAUUUUCCUUCGUCGAUGCGCAAUCCCCUGAGUUCUUCGAGCAAAACACGACAAACAUUGACUGGGAUCGUGUUGCCAUGAAGGUCUCCUCUUCGAACACAUCCUGCGUGCAACGGUCUGCAAAAGAAUGUGAGAUCCGGUGGCUGGGAGAACAUCACCCCCAGUUUAACCGUACGCAGUGGACGCAGUCGGAAAUUGAUCGGUUAAGAGACCUACUCGGUAACGUAGUUGAGGGACAGAUUGACUGGUCAGAUAUUGCGGCAAAACUUGGUACAGGUCGCACACCAGUCGACUGUAUGCGCCACGGUAUCAUUCGCCGCACUCAUAGCUGGACACCAGAAGCAGAUGAGCGGCUGAUGCAAGCGGUAUAUAUAUACGGAACGGACACCUGGAGUCUGGUUGCAAGGUAUGUAUCCGAAGAUGCGACGCCACAACAGUGUCAAAAUCGCUACACUCGUACCCUAGAUCCAGAUAUCAAGCGAGGACCAUGGACGACAGGAGAAGAUGACAUGCUGCGACGUGCUGUUGCUGUUCUAGGGCAUUCAUGGUUAGACGUCGCUUCCUUCAUUCCAGGCCGAAGCAAUGAACAAUGUCGCGACCGCUACCAAGAAUAUGCAAGUCCAACUGUUGCUAAAGGGAGAUGGACAGAAGAAGAAGAUCAUGCCCUUCUGAAGGUGGUGGAUCAAGCGGGAGAUGUGAGCUGGAAGGAAAUUAGCAAGCUGUUAGGCAGUGGACGAACAGACAAUAUGUGCCGAAACCGCUAUGCCACCCUGAUGAAAAAGAAACAGCAGACACCCGCCGCUGCCGAUCCCUCUAAUCUAUAUGCUCACGUAGAGCACUCGGAACCGCCUAGAAAUACGGAUACGUCUGAUCUUGCCAUAGCUUCAGUUUCUCUUCAGAACUCGGAAUCCCCAGCUACCAUGUUACCCUCGGAUCCUACUUCAGAAAGGGCGGAGCCAACACCUGGGUCCCGUCCUCGUCCUCGACCCAAGCCUAGAACGCGUCUCAAGAAUGUUGGAGAUGACCACCAGGUAAUAGGAGAGUAUGGAAUGACAAGCGAUGCUGUCACGAAUACUUCCACAGAAAACAUGACAACGAGUGCAGCCCUUCCAGUGGAAGCCGCAACAGACUCUGGACAAUUUGCGGUAGCACCCGCAAAGAGACCCCGUGGACGUCCAAGACAGGCUAAGAAAAGAUCCUUGCUUGAUGAUAAGGCUGACAAGCCUCCACCCAAGAGGCGCAGAAGAGCAUCACACAGUAUCGGUUCCGCACCAGAUACCCCGAGUAUGAGUCAAGAGUCUGCUACCUCGCGAAGACCACGAGCACGGAAGCAAAAGCAACCACAGGACCCUGUCAACAUGGAUGCUGGAGAAGACCUUGCAAUUUCUCAAACUGCCGGUAGGAGUGAGAAUCUCUCGCCUGCACUAAAUGAGACUGCCCAAGAAGUGAUCAUAUCUGGUACAAAUGAGUCUGCGGUGAAAGCCAGGGGGACAGAUGGUGCUUCAGUACUAGAGCAACAUCCUCGAACACCUCCCUCGCCUGCUACUCUGGCUACCGCCUCCAUUGAACCAAUGAGAACGACUACAAGAAAUGUUGGGCAGACUAGUUCUGCUGGCUCCCGGACACGAGGACGCACAACAUCCAAAGUCACACCGAACAAGCAAUCUCUGGAGAAUCCUUCAGAUGUAAAAGACCUCGGUGAUUUAUCUUCUGAGUUAUCCUCGCCUCCGCCUUCGCCUUGA
Molecule: messenger RNA, 2205 nt
Organism: Fibroporia radiculosa
Lineage: Eukaryota; Fungi; Basidiomycota; Agaricomycetes; Polyporales; Fibroporiaceae
Exons: 11
Coding region: 1-2205 (734 amino acids)
Biological process (GO): regulation of DNA-templated transcription
Source: RefSeq, a predicted model, not a curated record